AUGCGGGCAGGAAAGGGCGGAUCAGCAUCCGGGCUCUGGGCAGGAGCGCGCUCACUCACCUAUCAUGGCGGCCAGGGGAGGAGGAGAGAGGAGGGGGCGCGCACGCUCGCGAGCCGCAGCUCGAGCCGGGCAGCCGGUAACAGCUGGUAACGGAGGAGACAGCGCAGCCGGCAGCGAACUGCGCGUGCGCCAAGGGGGCUGUUCCGCGUGCCGAUUCUCGCCCGCUGAAGGGAGAUGGUUGAGGAGGAGGCGGGCGGCGGCCCCGCCAAGCCCGGGGGGAACAGGCUUUCCCAGAAGCAGGAGCCGUUGGGACACGUGAAGAAAAGCAAGCCGCAGGUCUCUGACGGCUUCACCGUUAAAGCCAUGAUGAAAAACACCGUGGUAAGGGGGCCCCCAGUUGCAGGAGCAUUUAAAGAGAGACCAAGAAAGCCUACAGCAUUUCGCAGGUUUUAUGAACGUGGAGACUUCCCUAUUGCUCUUGAUCAUGAUACAAAAGGGAACAGAAUAGCAUGGAAGGUAGAAAUUGAGAAGCUGGACUAUCAUUAUUAUCUGCCUUUGUUUUUUGAUGGACUUUGUGAAAUGACAUUUCCAUGUGAGUUUUUUGCUCGUCAAGGAAUCCAUGACAUGCUGGAACACGGUGGAAACAAGAUUCUUCCUGUCAUUCCUCAGCUCAUUAUCCCAAUAAAAAAUGCACUGAGCCUUCGUAACCGGCAGGUCCUCUGCAUCACACUGAAAGUCCUCCAGCACCUGGUGUUAUCAGCUGACAUGGUGGGAGAAGCCUUAGUGCCCUAUUAUCGGCAACUCCUCCCAAUCUUUAACAUCUUUAAGAACAUGAAUGUUAAUUCAGGCGAUGGGAUAGACUACAGCCAGCAGAAGCGUGAAAAUAUCGGAGAUCUGAUUCAAGAGACACUGGAAAUCUUUGAACGCCAUGGUGGAGAAAGUGCUUAUAUAAACAUUAAGUACAUGAUCCCUACUUACCAGUCGUGCAUAUUAAACUGACUGGUAUCAAAUGGGAUCAUUCCAUUUCAGUUUAAAGAAAAAACAAAACAAAACCUGUGUCGGACUCUGUGUGGCAUCUUGUUAGUCAUGCUUUCUUCUGUACAGCUGCUAAAAUAGUGGCUUCUGGGGCAUUAGUGUUAGUACUAUUGUGAACAAGUCUUUCCAACACAUAAAUAGUGCCUGUUCCUUUGAUUACAAUGGUGUACUGUGCUUGUUUGUUCCGUGAAAGAAUUGCUUCUUUAUAGCAGAGCUGACUCGAGCAGGAAUCAGAGUUAAACCUUCAGUUGUGUAGACAAUAAAACUAUAAUUUUCAUAUGCAAUUCAGCAAUCGCUGUUCUGUGUCCGCUUGCCCUGAGGGUGAUGUCAGACGCUGUAACAAGAAGAGUUUAUGCUGACUGCUUAAUAGGUGUUUGUCAUGGAAGAGAAACACCAGUUCAGCAGUGUCUCUCUAGCAGCUGUGCCAAAUAAUGUGCACCAACAUACAAUAAAACUGUUGAAUGUA
Messenger RNA from Coturnix japonica (Japanese quail), 1501 nucleotides. It is a transcript of the gene PACRG, whose product is annotated as parkin coregulated. The record is from RefSeq and is a predicted model, not a curated record. NCBI's taxonomy places the organism in Eukaryota, Metazoa, Chordata, Aves, Galliformes, Phasianidae. Gene Ontology annotation, cellular component: neuron projection; vesicle; cytosol. Gene Ontology annotation, molecular function: Hsp90 protein binding; Hsp70 protein binding.